Molecule: messenger RNA, 1791 nt
Organism: Panonychus citri (citrus red mite)
Lineage: Eukaryota; Metazoa; Arthropoda; Arachnida; Trombidiformes; Tetranychidae
Gene: mEFTs
Product: elongation factor Ts, mitochondrial-like
Biological process (GO): mitochondrial translational elongation
Cellular component (GO): mitochondrial matrix
Molecular function (GO): translation elongation factor activity; protein binding
Source: RefSeq, a predicted model, not a curated record
CGAUACUUUAAUUGUUGUGUUUACAUGAGGUUUUGUUUUUGAUUGGUUUUAAUUUGGUUCCUUUUGGUUUAAUUAUGAUUUGUAGAAUUAAUUUUUCCAUUUCGAACCUUUUACCAGCCUCAUCUAGUCGAUUUGGUUUGAGAGUUGCUUCUUUCUCUUCGACUCCUGUCCCAGAAUCUAAUCUUGCCAAACUCCGUAAGAAAACAGGGUUGGCAUUUACAUUAUGCAAGAAAGCAUUGGAACUACAUAAUAAUGACAUUGAAGCUGCAACGGCUUAUUUAAAGGAGGAAAGUAUUAAACAUGGAUAUGCAAAAGCUGCAAAAUUAAAGUCUCGUCGAGCUGCCCAAGGGUUAGUUGGUCUUUUGAUGGAUAAAGAAGCUAAAAGAUGUGCCCUGUUAGAAGUUAAUUGUGAAACUGAUUUUGUCGCUCGUAAUUCAAGUUUCAAACAAUUAAUUGCCCAGUUAACUUCGGAUCUUUUUUCACCAUCAACUCAAUCCAAAUCAGCACCAUCAUCAACCACUAAAAAUGAAUUAGUUACCAAGCUCAUCUACACAUCAGAAGAUUUAAAUUUUCUCAAUGAUCAAAUUUCACAAGCAAUAUCCAAAUUAGGCGAGAAUAUAAAACUUUCAAAAGCUUUAAUUUUACAUUUAAAUGAACCGAUUAGAAAUGAUUUAUCACUUUUUGGACAUGCCCAUGCUUCAGGUGAAUACAUUGCUGAUAUUAAUGGUGUUCAAUUGGGUAAAUAUGGUUCAAUUGUUGUCGUACGUCAAUUACCUGAUGAAGAGAGGAAAGAAACAAUCAACAAACCCACCGAACCUGAACCAGUGAAAGAAAUUAAAACUUCACCAGAAAUUGAUCAUCCAAAAGAAGGAGCUGAAAAAUCAGAAAAACAAUUGACCGAUGAAGAGAUUGACAAUCAAGAAUUGGACAUCGAAUUUGUUGAAGAGCAAAUUGAAUAUACAAUUGACAAUGUUGGUAAAAUUUUGUGCCAACAAAUCAUCGGAAUGAGUCCAGUUUACCUUAAGAAAUCACCCGAGCAAUUGAAAGAGAAAAAAUUAACCGAAGAAGGAUACAAGAUUCCCGAAGAUAAUGAUUAUCUAUUGGAUCAGAAGACGAUAAUUGACUCGAGUUUAAGUGUUGCCGAUUUUUGCGAAAAUCAAGGUCUUCAAAUAAUAGAUUUCGUUAGAUUCGAGUGCGGAAAUGACCAAGAAUCCUAAACUGACCAUAACACACAAUCAAUGGGCCAUAGUUUUUUUCAAAUUGUAAACAAUUUCGACCAUAAACAAAAUAGUUACAAUUUAAUUUAACACAAUUAAAUAAGCGAAGCAAAAACCCCAAUAGAUGGCGACUCUUUCCCUAUGAAAGAAUCAAAAUGAAACAACAAUUUAAUUGGAAUAAUUAAUUUAAUCACAACACAAUCAAUCAUCAGAAAAUUGUAAUUCCCUCAGAGAAUUAACUUGAUUAUUGAUAAAGACAAUUUCCAAACAAACUCAAAAGAAAAUUAGAAAAUUUAAUUGAACUUUCAAUCCAAUUGAUAAAAGAAUCAAAACAAUUAACAAUUAUAAUGAAAAUCUAAUCAUAAAGAAUCAGUAUCACAAUUUAUUAGGCAGAUGAUAAAUUUAUAUAAUUUUCGAUGAUGAUUAUUGUCCAAAAGGAGUAGAUUGUUGAACAGAAAUGUGAUGACCAGUCCCUCCCCUUUGCUGACCUUUACCAAUGGACUUUGCAUAUAUAAAGUGAUCAAAAUCAUCUCCACCUCCUCAUCCGCCUCAUUGAUGAUCAACAACAACAACA